AUGGCGGGCCCAAAGCGCGGCGAGGGCAAGCGUCGCAGCCGCCGCGUCAAGCACAACUGGACCGACUUUGAACUCACGACCAUGUUCGCGCUCAUCAGCCGCGGCGCCCACCGCGACAGCUACGGCAAAGCGGACAACAUCCUCCCCCUCGCGACCAAGCUCAACGAGGCCCUGAACCCGGGCGGCCACCCAGGCGAGGACAUCGACAUCGACGACGUCCGCGAGAUGCUCGUCCGCCUGCACCGGGAGAAGAAGGGCGUGAUGGAGUUUGUCGAGCGCCAGCCCCGGCCCCCGGGACGGCUGACGCGCCUGCAGCGCCUCGUGUUCCAGAAGCGGCUCGCGUACGACGGCAGCCUCUGGGAGUGGAAGGUCGACCGCCGCGAGCCCCGGGAGCGCAAGGCGCACGCCGAGAGCUUCCAGGAGUGGCGGGCCAGGCUUCUGCAGCGGCAGCAGUCGAACUGGGAGCAGAUGAAGGAUGGGACGGCUCAGGGAGGAGGCAACGUGGAGGACGGUCAGGGCCAGGGCCAGGGCGAGGGCGAGAGCCAGGACGCUGGAGGAGGUAUUGAGAACCGGACACAACGCCCCAUGGCCGUUCCCAAAAAGGGCGCGCUUGUCCGCUCGCUCCGCAGGAAGGGACAAGCCGUUACCAAGCCAGACGCUGCUACCAAGCCAGAGGCCAUGACCAAGCCGGCCACCAACGACGAUAAGGACAUGUUUGUGGAGCAGGAUGGAAACACAAUGACACAGUCAGCAUCGCAGAUGAAUCCUGCGGGUGCGGCCAAUGGACCCGUCGCUGGAGCGAGUGCUCAACAUGCGCCCCUGCCUCAGCUGGGUGCUUGGACUUCCACUUCGUCGCACAAUGCUGACCAUCGUUUUGGCGGUCAGUAUGGCCCUGCUCAGGCGGUGGGCGGCGAUGGCAGAGGUCAGUACCUCGCCCGACAUGAUCGCUCUUCCACCGGAGCUCAGUACACCACCCCCUUCAACAUCGGUUUGUAUGGCAGCGCUCAUGCAGAUAAUGGCAGUGGUGGUCAUGGUCAUGGUGGUAACUGGCACACCGGCAGCGCCGGAUACCGAGGACAGCGCGAGCUCCCGCCCCCAUUCGCCAACUCACCGGUCCCACAGCGUGAUACCCCCUUUUCGCCCAUCGCGACUCCCUGCAGCCCAGCAGAGGGAUACCCGCAGACCGAGCGGUUCCCGACCACCAACGACGGCGGCGGCGGACGGGGAGCCUGGACCCCCACCACAGGCGAGUGGAAUCAUCCCGCGCACGCCCAAGCCGGAAUGGGCCAUGGAUACGGCCAAAUGCCGCAGGGCACGACAGGGAUGCCAAUGCCAUAUGCUGCCCACCCGCGCAGCACGGCCUGGGAGGGAGGCUUUCGACAUCACAGCAGCGAGGAGGGCAUGGGCAUGCGCCCCCACCCUCCGUUGGGAGCGUACGGCACGCCCGACGCCUCGAGCAGCGGCACGGGCUCGCCUUACUACGGCCGCGGCGGCAUGGGCCAAGGCCCGUGGGGUGGUCGCCCGGCUUAG
Messenger RNA from Thyridium curvatum, 1530 nucleotides. RefSeq lists its product as uncharacterized. Bases 1 to 1530 code for a protein of 509 amino acids. The transcript has 3 exons. Lineage: Eukaryota; Fungi; Ascomycota; Sordariomycetes; Thyridiales; Thyridiaceae. The record is from RefSeq and is a predicted model, not a curated record.